GAGAUAAACAAGGACACACCGCGAAAACUUCGUGCCCUAUCACAGGUCAACACGUGUCGCUAUUGGGCUUCAUGGAUCAGAGCCCACUAAAGGACCCGACCCGUAUUUCUUUAUCGGACAUUAGCUUCUAGGGUUUCUGUUUCUUCCUUCCGUCGCUGAUUUUUGUUCUGGAAAUUCGAAUCUUCGAUUUGCUUGAGCGCCAAGGAUCAUGGUGGGGUUCAAAAACAGAUACAUGGUGAUGGAAGUUUUUCUCAACCCUAAUAGAGACAAAGUGGGCGAUGAUUCUGUUAUAAUUACACAAUUUAAUGUCUCCAAAGCUGUGAAAGAGAGCCUUUUGGAGAAUUUUGGAGAGUGUGGUUUGGCUUCAUCGUUGGGAUCGUUCCAAGUUAAGUAUGUGAAUUCAAUUACCAAUGUGUGUAUAAUUCGGGUAUCAAGGGAGGAGUAUCAGAAAGUAUGGUCUGCCAUUACGAUGGUCACAAACAUUGCAAACUGCCCCGUCGUGUUUAAUUUGCUGGAUUUGUCUGGAAGUAUAAGGGCUUGUAAAAAUGCUGCCUUGAAGUGUGAGGAAUCAAAAUUUGAGCAGUACAAACUCAUGGUCGGUGAUCGUUUCUCUUCUGCUGAUUCUGAUCGCAUGAAUUCCUAUCUCGACAGGAUCAAAGUUUUGGAACAUUAAAUAUUUGGCCUUCAAGUAGUUUCUCAUUGAACCUUACAAUUCUAGGUUAAAUUUUAAUCUCUCUAACAUAGGGUAUUUGUUCUCUGUGUGAUUCAGUGCAUUUCUGAGUUUACCGGUGAUCGUAACUAGUGUAUGGUAUAGAGUUACAAGUUUCUUCCGGGAGAGAAGAGACUUGUGAAAAUAUGUAAAUUUGCGCCAUUGUAAAAUACUAGAUUAUUUCUAGCUGCUAUACAUAAUUGCAGAGGGAACUUUUUCUUUUACAGCCUACUGCUAGUUUCUUCCA
This is a messenger RNA of Vigna radiata var. radiata (mung bean), 956 nucleotides long. RefSeq names its product probable ribonuclease P/MRP protein subunit POP5. Bases 209 to 673 code for a protein of 154 amino acids. NCBI's taxonomy places the organism in Eukaryota, Viridiplantae, Streptophyta, Magnoliopsida, Fabales, Fabaceae. Gene Ontology annotation, cellular component: ribonuclease P complex. The transcript is spliced from 3 exons. The record is from RefSeq and is a predicted model, not a curated record. Gene Ontology annotation, biological process: tRNA 5'-leader removal.